UCGGCCCGGCCGGUCCCUCGGGCGGCGGGCAUGGCCAACGUUUCCAAAAAGGUGUCGUGGUCCGGCCGCGAUUUGGACGAGGACGAGGCGGUGCCGCUGCUGAACGGGGCCGGGCCCGCCGCCCGCCAGCUACCUGCACCAGUCCGUGCCGGCCAUAUGAGCACUGUGGAGCUGGAUGACGAGCUCCUGGACCCGCAGGCUGACCCUCCGCUGCCACAGCCCAAGGAGAUUCCGCACAACGAGAAGCUUCUAUCGCUCAAGUACGAGAGCCUAGACUAUGACAACAGUGAGAACCAGCUGUUCCUGGAAGAGGAACGACGCAUUAACCACACGGCCUUCCGGACGGUGGAAAUCAAACGCUGGUUUAUCUGCGCAGUCAUUGGCGUUCUUACGGGCCUAGUGGCCUGUUUCAUUGACAUCAUGGUGGAAAACUUGGCCGACCUCAAAUACCAGCUGGUUAAGGGCAACAUCGAUAAGUUCACGGAGAAUGGGGGUUUGUCCUUCUCGUUGCUGCUAUGGGCCUCCCUCAACGCUGCCUUCGUGCUGAUUGGUUCUGCCAUCGUCGCCUUCAUAGAGCCAGUCGCUGCAGGAAGUGGGAUCCCCCAGAUCAAGUGCUUCCUCAACGGGGUGAAAAUCCCUCAUGUCGUCCGACUCAAGACCCUGGUGAUCAAGGUGUCCGGUGUGAUCCUGUCGGUAGUGGGCGGCCUGGCUGUGGGCAAGGAAGGCCCGAUGAUCCACUCUGGCUCUGUCAUCGCUGCUGGAGUGUCCCAGGGGAGAUCCACGUCACUGAAGCGAGAUUUCAAGAUCUUCGAGUAUUUCCGCAGAGACACAGAGAAGCGGGAUUUUGUCUCUGCUGGAGCUGCUGCUGGAGUGUCAGCUGCAUUUGGUGCCCCCGUGGGUGGGGUCCUGUUCAGCUUGGAGGAAGGUGCCUCGUUCUGGAACCAGUUCCUGACCUGGAGGAUUUUCUUCGCAUCUAUGAUCUCCACCUUCACCCUGAACUUCGUCCUGAGCAUUUACCACGGAAACGUGUGGGACCUGUCCAGCCCUGGCCUCAUCAACUUCGGCCGAUUUGACAGUGAGAAAAUGUUGUAUACCAUCCACGAGAUCCCCAUCUUCAUCGCCAUGGGCGUGCUGGGUGGCAUUCUUGGAGCUGUUUUCAAUGCCCUCAACUACUGGCUGACGAUGUUUCGAAUCAGGUACAUCCACCGGCCCUGCCUCCAGGUGCUCGAGGCCAUGCUGGUGGCUGCUGUCACAGCCACGGUGGCCUUCGUGCUCAUCUACUCAUCCCUCGACUGCAAGCCUCUGCGGGGGAGCUCCGUGUCCUACCCGCUGCAGCUCUUCUGUGCAGAUGGUGAAUACAACUCAAUGGCCGCCGCCUUCUUCAACACCCCAGAGAAAAGUGUGGUCAGACUUUUCCACGACCCCCCAGGCUCCUAUAACCCCCUCACACUGGGCCUCUUCACCCUCGUCUACUUCUUCCUGGCCUGCUGGACCUACGGGCUAACUGUGUCUGCUGGCGUCUUCAUCCCCUCACUGCUUAUCGGCGCCGCCUGGGGCCGCUUGUUCGGCAUCUCCCUGUCCCACCUCACAGGAGAUGCGAUCUGGGCUGACCCUGGCAAAUAUGCCCUGAUGGGGGCUGCUGCUCAGCUGGGCGGGAUCGUGCGGAUGACGCUGAGCCUGACAGUCAUCAUGAUGGAGGCUACAAGCAAUGUCACCUACGGCUUCCCCAUCAUGCUGGUGCUCAUGACCGCCAAGAUCGUGGGCGACGUCUUCAUUGAGGGCCUGUACGACAUGCAUAUCCAGCUGCAGAGCGUCCCCUUCUUGCACUGGGAGGCGCCUGUCACUUCCCAUGCACUCACCGCCAGGGAGGUGAUGAGCACGCCCGUGACUUGCCUGCGCAGACAGGAGAAGGUGGGCGUCAUUGUGGAUGUCCUCAGCGACACCAGCUCCAACCACAAUGGUUUUCCUGUUGUGGCACCUGCCGGUGACCCCCAGCCAGCCCGGCUCCAAGGCCUCAUCCUGCGCUCACAGCUCAUCGUGUUACUGAAACACAAGGUUUUCAUGCAGAGGUCCAGCCUGAUGCGGCGGCGGCUGCGGCUGAAGGACUUCCGGGACGCCUACCCGCGCUUCCCGCCCAUCCAGUCCAUCCAUGUGUCCCAGGAUGAGCGCGACUGUACCAUGGACCUCUCCGAGUUUAUGAACCCCUCGCCUUACACUGUGCCCCAGGAGGCAUCUCUGCCGAGGGUCUUCAAGCUAUUCCGGGCUCUGGGCCUGCGGCACCUUGUGGUGGUGGACAACCACAAUCAGGUGGUGGGACUCGUGACCAGAAAGGACCUGGCCAGGUACCGGCUGGGGAAGGGGGGUUUGGAGGAGCUCGCCCUGGCCCAGACGUGAAGCUGCAGUGCCCCUGCUCGGCACCGGGAUGGACACGGCUCCUGCAAACCAUGAUACCCCAGACACUUCUCUACUGCUCCGUCCUAAGCCCAUGUGCAUUCAUACAUGUGUAUAUGUGUGUGCGUGUGCACCUGUCAUAGGGUGUCCCCGGGCUCAAGGCAGCUCCGGGCCACUGAGAGGACAGGAGUGGCCUGGCCCAGGCCCUGGACUUUGGGACCACUGUGGCCAGAGGGCAGGCCCCCGGGUCCCGCAGGGCAGCAAUGGAGUCCCUUCCCCUUCCAACUGGAGUUCAGGCCACUGCGUCACAGGGGCUUCGGAGCUUGGUGCAGCGACCCUGUGUGGCCUGUCCACCGGACAGUGUUCAGAGCCAGCAACACUGCCCCUGUGCUGGGCUGAUAGACCUUGGCUGAUUGACUCACGGUGCUCUAGGGAGCACCAGCCAACACUGCCUGACAGGGCUUUUCCAGGUCGGGUGAGGGUCUGAGUGGGUGUAAUAAAAACAUUUUCCUUAUGGCUA
Suncus etruscus (white-toothed pygmy shrew) is the source of this 2911-nucleotide messenger RNA. It is a transcript of the gene CLCN7, whose product is annotated as chloride voltage-gated channel 7. The record is from RefSeq and is a predicted model, not a curated record. The transcript has 25 exons. Gene Ontology annotation, biological process: transmembrane transport; chloride transport. The coding region runs from base 31 to 2394 and encodes 787 amino acids. Gene Ontology annotation, cellular component: lysosomal membrane; intracellular membrane-bounded organelle. Gene Ontology annotation, molecular function: voltage-gated chloride channel activity. Lineage: Eukaryota; Metazoa; Chordata; Mammalia; Eulipotyphla; Soricidae.